Molecule: messenger RNA, 1002 nt
Organism: Pichia kudriavzevii
Lineage: Eukaryota; Fungi; Ascomycota; Pichiomycetes; Pichiales; Pichiaceae
Exons: 1
Coding region: 1-1002 (333 amino acids)
Biological process (GO): DNA-templated transcription
Cellular component (GO): RNA polymerase II, core complex
Molecular function (GO): DNA-directed RNA polymerase activity; protein dimerization activity; DNA binding
Source: RefSeq, a predicted model, not a curated record
AUGUCGAAGGAACCACAGAUUACAAUUAGAAAAGCAGGCAGGGAUGAGGUAGAUUUUAUUCUAUCUGAUGUCGAACUGUCAUUGGCGAACUCGUUGCGUCGAGUUAUGAUUGCAGAGAUCCCCACGCUUGCAAUCGACUUGGUGGAGAUCCAAGUGAACACGUCUGUUCUAGCUGACGAGUUUAUCUCGCAUAGACUUGGUUUGAUUCCAUUGGACAGCACCGACAUUGACCAGCUCAAAUAUACCAGGGACUGCACUUGUGAGGAUCACUGCGACAAGUGCUCUGUGACCUUGGAGCUCCGGGCGAACUGCGAGACGGACGAGACGAUGAAUGUCUAUUCGAGCCAGUUUAUGAUCACUUCCAACACGGGGAACACGACGCUUGGUCAGCCCGUGGUGAGGGAUCCCAUGAAGAAGGGCAUUUUGAUCUGCAAGCUCAAGAAGCACCAGCAGCUGCAUGUCAAGUGUAUUGCGAAGAAGGGUAUCUCCAAAGAGCAUGCAAAAUGGUCGCCCUGCUCAGCUAUUGGGUUUGAGUACGAUCCAUACAACAAGUUGAAACACACCGACUACUGGUACGAGGAGAGCGUCGAGAAGGAGUGGCCCAAGAGCAGCAACGCCGACUGGGAGGAGCCUCCUAUUCCGGGGGAGAAGUUUGACUACAAUGCCAAACCAGAUAAGUUCUACAUCAAUCUCGAGACCACCGGUGUUCUCAAGCCAAACGAGGUCUUCAACAAGGGCUGUUUGGAGCUACAGCAGAAGAUCGCCAAUAUUGUCUUUGAGUUGGGCAAGCUAGACCAACAGCAACAGCAGCAACAACAGCAACAAUCUGCAAAUCCAGACGAUUUGACCAACAUCGGGUAUUCAAAUAUGGGUAACGAGCCAUCAAUGAAUGGCCGUCCAAAUGCCACCCAGUAUGGGGGCCAUACCCAGUACGGCGGCACUUCUUACGGCGGGAACACACACUAUGGGGGAGGCGACUACACCGAAGGUGGCAGAUGGUGA